Messenger RNA from Panicum virgatum (switchgrass), 2030 nucleotides. RefSeq names its product small glutamine-rich tetratricopeptide repeat-containing protein-like. Gene Ontology annotation, biological process: post-translational protein targeting to endoplasmic reticulum membrane. The coding region runs from base 161 to 1582 and encodes 473 amino acids. Gene Ontology annotation, molecular function: molecular adaptor activity; protein binding. Lineage: Eukaryota; Viridiplantae; Streptophyta; Magnoliopsida; Poales; Poaceae. The record is from RefSeq and is a predicted model, not a curated record. Gene Ontology annotation, cellular component: TRC complex; membrane. The transcript is spliced from 11 exons.
UGGCGUAUUUCACUUUCGAAUCAUAGUGCUGCUGGGCUGGGCCAAGUGGAGUCAACCGUCAAAGUGUGUGUCUCCUCGUCUACCGCCGGCCGCAUCCUCCUCACCUGACCUCAACCCCCACCACCCACCGUUCGCCGCCGGCGGGCCAAGGAAGGAGCUCAUGGGGAACAUGACUCGCUCGGACUCGCCCGUCUCCCGCCGCAUCGUCCUCUCCUUCCUCGACUUCCUCAACUCCGUUAAAUUAGCUCCUGGGGCUGAUCCCGAAGCUCUCCAAGUUGCUAGGGAUUGCCUGGAAUCCAUUUUUAGUGUCGACUCAUCAGCUGCUGGCGAGGGGAUACAGCCAGGACUGUUACUUGAACUGUUUACUUCCCUUGAAGCUGAUGGAAGAGAUAAGCCAAGACCUGGAUUGGUACCACAAUCAGUAUCAAACAAGCCGAGUACAUCUAAUAUUGAGGAAGACUCUAAUAACUGUACAACAUCAAAUAGUGACAUCCAGGUGGAGGAUACCUUUGACCUAGAUCAUUCAGGAGAUGAACUAUUUGCAAAAGUUUAUGCUGCACUUGAUGAAAUCAAUUUCUUUAAAACAUCUCCUGCUGGAGCUGAAGAUCCUGGCCAACUUUCAAAAGCAACGCAAUACUUCAAUGAAGCAGUACUAUCGAUGCAAAAGUCAGGGAGGAAAAAAGCAAGCUUAGUUGACCUUGCAGAGUCCUUUAAAUCAAGAGGUAAUGAAUUCAUGAGAUCAAACCAACACCUUAAAGCAGUAGAACUGUACACCUGUGCCAUUGCAUUGAGCAGGAAAAAUGCUAUUUACUACUGUAACAGGGCUGCUGCCUAUACCCUUCUUAAUAUGAACAAUGAAGCUAUUGUGGAUUGCCUAAAGUCGAUUGAAAUCAACCCCAACUACAGCAAAGCAUAUAGCCGACUUGGAUCUGCUUAUUUUGCUCUAGGGAAUUAUCAAGAUGCCUUAUACAAGGGAUACUUGAAAGCCGCCGAGCUUGAUCCUAGUAAUGAAAAUGUCCGGCAGAAUAUUGAGGUUACCAAAAAGAAAUUGGAUGAACGACAAGUCCCACCAGAAGAGCAGAAUACGCACACACGUCAAGCUCAAGGAUCACACCCAAUGUUUACAAAUAAUGGUAUUCCUUUUAAUCUGUUUCCACCGGGUAGUUCUGCAAGUCCUGAAUUCUUUGCCAACUUCAUCAAUCGUGGAUCUGAUCUUGGUCAACCACCAUCUGGACAAUCGAUGAGUAUAAAUCUGAAUGACAUUUUUUGUCAAGCAAAUGUCAAUGCUAGCAGGCAAGGAUCGAGUCAAACAGGGAAUUCAAAUACUCCACCCGCUUCUUUCCCAACCGGUGCUGCAGUUCCUCCUUUUGCCUUCUCAGGAUCAGGUAAUGAAGGAAAUCGUGCACACCAAGCUUCUAGUGGACAUGAAAGGGAACAUGGUGAACCAGGCAUACAUAGGGAUGAUGGCAUCCAUAUAAACUUGACAGGACCCGAGCAGGCUGCAGAGGCUUUGAGAACUGUGAUGCAGAUGUUUGGGCCACAAAUGGGUCCACACGAAGGCACACCUAGAGGACCAGGUUAAGGUGUGGGAAGCAGGAAAUGUGUAAAUGUGGCUUACUGUAUACAGAAGUCUUAAAGAUGGCAUGUUAUUUUGUCCUUCCACCCUGAGAAGCGAGCAUGGAAAUUCUUGGGCGCCUUUUCACCGAACAUAGUAUUUUCCUGGCCAUCCCAAUGUUGAUGAAUCAUUAGCUAUGCUGAGUCUUGUUUGUUGAAAUUCUCUGGUGAUUCCAUUUUUACCAUUUUACUUGCCGAUCUAUGUGUAAUCUGAAAGUCCCCCUCCCCCCACGGGACUUUUCUGUUUGACUUGUUGGUUGGCAGUUGUUACUUUAUAAAACAUUUGUAAGUUUAUUAUGUAGGUUGGCAGUGAAAAACUUGUGGGCGGGAUGAAGUCUAUAACCAUAGUCAUUUUAUGAAGAUGAUGGCAUUGGCAAAUGCUUCUGAGGUUGGUGAUGGCCUCUGUUCCAUUACUA